GAUGAAGUAUCAGUUCGACAGUGCUGCUGUAAUAACUAAUCGCACUUUCUCCUUUAAACAACUAAAUAUCUCUCUCUUAAAGUAGGCUUGGCCGCCGGCUAAAAGAUAAAUAAAUCCGAGCAAAAUUGCUGAUGUCAUCCGCCGGAGAAACCUCGGAGAAGAAGGCACACCCAAUGAAACUCGUCGUUUUGGCCGACUUAAAUGUCGAUCCUCCUGAAUUUGACGAGGAUGAUAUCAACCCCUUCAACCCUUCUCCCCCUCUUCCUUCUAGGUUAACAAUUAGUGAGAGUAGUCAGGAAAAGUUGCCCUUGUUAGUAAAAGAAAGCAGUGAUGUUGUAGAUGGCGAAGCUAGAAGGUUAAAUAAAAUGGGGAAGUGCCGUUCAAGGUCUGGGAAAGAUGACCAUCUUGACUGUGGGGUGGAUGCGGAGGGAGAUCAACAUUCUCAAGGGACUCCGUCAUCCCGAGAAGAAAAAGUUAGCAGCCUUAAAACUGGUUUGAUACAUGUGGCAAGGAAAGCUCCAAAAAAUGCACAUGCUCACUUUUUACUAGGCUUAAUGUACCAGAGAUUGAAUCAGCCUCAAAAGGCAGUGCUUGACUACGAGAAGGCAGCAGAGAUUUUACUCCGGUCUGAUGAGGAGAUUGACAGACCAGAAUUGUUAUCAUUGGUCCAAAUGCAUCAUGCACAGUGCCUCCUCCUAGAGAGUCUUGGAGAUUGUGCUUCAGAUAAAGAGCUUGAACCUGAAGAGCUGGAAGAAAUUCUUUCGAAGCUAAAGGAAUCAGUGCUGUCAGAUAUUAGACAAGUACCUGUAUGGAACACUUUAGGGAUUAUGCUUCUUAAAUCUGGUCGUUUGGAGAGUGCUGUUUCAGUUAUGUCUUCCCUGUUGGCCUUGGCACCUCACAACUUGGAUUGCCUUGCUAAUCUUGGUCUUGCUCAUUUGCAGAGUGGGAAUGUGGAGGCUGCCUCAAAAUGUUUCCAGGAGCUAAUUUUGAAAGAUCAAGGCCAUCCCAGUGCUCUUGUCAACUAUGCUACCAUUUUGCUGUGCCAGUAUGGCUCAGCUGUUGCAGGAGCUGGAGCCAGUGCUGGGGAAGCUGGUGCAGAGUCAGAUUCUGCCGCUGCUAUCAAUGUGGCAAAGGAAUGUCUAUUGGCUGCAGUCAAAGCAGAUCCUAAAGCAGCUCAUACAUGGGCUAAUCUUGCCAAUGCAUAUGAUAUUAGUGGUGAUUAUAGAAGCUCUGGCAAGUGCUUGGAAAAGGCAGCAAAACUGGAGCCCAACUGUAUGUCUACUCGAUAUUCUAUUGCUAUCCACCGUAUCAAGGAUGCAGAAAGGUCACAAAAUCCCACUGAACAGAUAUCUUUGGCUGGUAAUGAGAUGGCUUCGAUACUCAGAGAAGCAGAUCCUUUGUUGAUUGAUCCUCCAAUUGCUUGGGCUGGACUUGCCAUGGUUCAUCAGGCUCAGCAUGAGAUUGCAGCAGCAUUUGAAAGUGAACAGAAGGAGUUGAUGGAAGUGGAAGAGCAUGCUAUUUGCAGCUUAAAGCAGGCAAUUGGAGAGGACCCAGAUGAUGCUGUGCACUGGCACCAAUUAGGGCUCCAUAGUCUCCGCACCCAACAGUUUAAAAUGUCACAGAAGUACCUCAAAGCUGCAGUAUCUCGAUUUAGGGAAUGCAGUUAUGCCUGGUCCAAUCUUGGUAUCUCUUUACAAUUAGCAGAUGAACCAUCUCAAGCCGAGGAAGCUUUCAAACGAGCUUUAAUUUUGGCUUCUUCUCAGCAAGCACAUGCAAUAUUUUCGAACCUAGGGAAUUUGUACAGGCAGGAAAAGCAAUACGAUAGAGCAAAAGCUAUGUUUACAAAAGCACUUAAGCUUCAGCCUGGAUAUGCUCCUGCUUACAACAAUCUAGGUCUUGUAUUUGUUGUUCAGGGCCUACUGGACGAAGCAAAGUUCUGCUUUGAUAAGGCUUUAGAGGCUGAUCCCCUUUUAGAUGCUGCCAAAUCUAACAUGGUUAAAGUUUUGGCUCUGUCCAAGAUAUGCAAAAGUUUCCCUUCAAGCAUAAUGCAGGAAUAAUUUGGAUGAGGAUGUGGACUUUCAUACUGAAGUUGGAGGAAGUAUAUAUAUAUCCAAGAUGGUUCAGAAUAGAUUUAUCCUUUCGAUGACUGGGGGUGAAAUAACGACCCAAUGAGAGAGUUUGAUGGGCUUUUCUGUAAUCAUUUCACAUUUCUGAAAAAUUGGAUUCGUCUGCAAAAAUGCCUUGGCUGAGAAUUUAUGCCUUCUGUUAUCUUUGGCAGUUAACAUACAUGGUAAUGUCCUGCAAAAUGUAGCUCAAGGAAAGGUCAUCAUGCGAUUCAUGCCUGCCUUAGCAAUCCUGUGCUGUGUGACUGAGAAAUGUAUCUGAUUUUGGUUAUCACAUAUUCAUAUGGGCCAGUCCAGUAGGUCAGCUGCGAGAUUGUCAUCGUUGGUAGAAGGUUUGACGUUUUUGAGAACAUGCAUUUUCAACUUAGAUAUUGCUGAUCGGAGUUGUAGCACACCAGGUCAAGGAUAAUCUUGUUCAAAGAUUGUUUCUAUGUGCUUGACCUCAUGAAUUGGAGGGGAUUGUGAGAGGUACGAACAACUUAUGCUGAUUGCUCGUCAUGGAAUCUAGUAUCUAUGCUGUUUCCUCAGCCUUUUCCCUGGGAAGUCCCUCUUUCCGUAAAGCUGUAUUCUGCUGAUCGAGUCGUGUAUUUUAUUAGGGAAAUAAUUUAGUACAAUACCAGGUCACUUCAUCGCUGUAUAUAGAGAUCAAAACAAAAUUAGCCAAUUAUUACACAAGCCAAUGACAUUUUCCAUCAGAGUUCACUUAUCUCUAUCACAAUUUAUUAUCCAAGCGGUAAAUGUGAUCUAAUUUUUCUCUUUGUUUUUGUUACUAUAUCAAUAAGAAUGUGAUCUUGGCUAAGAUCUUAUUCAUAUCUGAUAUCAUUUAAGUUUUAUGUGGUUGGACUAGAAAACCUCAAAAUUUUCUGGUUUUGUGAUGUUUGGCUCAGCAAUCA
Chenopodium quinoa (quinoa) is the source of this 3016-nucleotide messenger RNA. RefSeq names its product UDP-N-acetylglucosamine--peptide N-acetylglucosaminyltransferase-like. The transcript is spliced from 10 exons. The record is from RefSeq and is a predicted model, not a curated record. Lineage: Eukaryota; Viridiplantae; Streptophyta; Magnoliopsida; Caryophyllales; Amaranthaceae. Gene Ontology annotation, molecular function: protein binding. The coding region runs from base 132 to 2057 and encodes 641 amino acids.